This is a messenger RNA of Aspergillus ibericus CBS 121593, 561 nucleotides long. RefSeq lists its product as uncharacterized. Lineage: Eukaryota; Fungi; Ascomycota; Eurotiomycetes; Eurotiales; Aspergillaceae. The record is from RefSeq and is a predicted model, not a curated record. Bases 1 to 561 code for a protein of 186 amino acids. The transcript has a single exon.
AUGGAUUCCUGGCUCCUCCAGAUCCAGGAUCGAGAUGACAUCCUGGGCCGGGGGGAGCGGAUCUCCAAGCGGGCAGGUGUCCACGGAUCCUCCUCUCCUCGGGGAACUGGCGAGAUGCACUCACUGGGACAAAGCUCCUGCAAAAAGAGACGCCGCCCCCGGGCGCAGCAGGCGUCGCAGAUGCUCGGGGGUCUCAGGGCGCAUUUGAAUCCGGUCCUGAUGCGCCAACAUACACAGGAUCGUGAGCUCUUCCAGCAAGGGCCACUCCGGGGGACAAUGUUCGCGCGGGUGGAUCAACCGAUUCAUGUCCACGAAGUCGGCAUGGGGCUUCCACCCUCUAUUCCGCAUAUCAUGCGUGGAUCGGCGAUAUUCAUGUCGACAUCUACCGCUGCCACGAGAAAUACGGUGAGAACCCCUGCGACCGCCCCUGGUGACGGACGGCGCUCAUGGGAGACCGGAGACCAUGUGCAGUAUGCGCCCGACCGGCUACUCAUCAACACGCCGGGGGCCGUUCACGACAUCUACAGCCAUCAGGCGCCCGUGAAGAAGUUUCGCAAUUAA